GGGGACACGGGGCCGGGCACCGCGGCGGUUCCGCGGGGCAAAGCGCCUCCGCGCCGCGGGAGAGACGCGCCCGGCUCCGCCUGGCCCUUGGCUGAGGGGCCCGCGGGGCGCAGCCGGGGGUGUUUGAAGGGGCCGUUCUGGCUCGUUGGUACCCCGCUGUUGCCGCCAUCCCGGAGCCGCCCUGAGUUGGGAAUAGGCUGGGCCAGGAGCUCGGGAGGGAAGGCAGUGGUGCAUUUGGAGGAGAGACUACGUUUCAGAGUCAAGAUGAGAGAUAUGCUUUCAUUGCUGAAUGGUACGACCCAAAUGCUUCACUCUUUCGGCGUUAUGAACUUCUGUAUUAUCCGAAAGAUUCAUCAAUUGAAAUGUACGAUGUGAAGAACCGUCGCACGUUCCUGAGGCGCACCAAGUAUGAGAGCUUGCACCUUGAGGAUCUCUAUGUGGGCAGCAAAGUCACUGUGUUCUCCCGGCACCUCACCAUAGUGGACUAUGGGAAUCUGUACACGUCUCGCAAGCUUGGGAGCCGUGAAGAAAGAACACUGGCUUUGAUUAAACCUGAUGGAAUGCGUAAGAUGGGAGAAUUAUUUGAUAUCAUUAUUAAUGUUGGAUUGACAAUAACUAAGGCCAAAAUGAUGCUGCUUUCAAGAAAAGAAGCAGCUGAUUUCUAUGCUGAUUAUCGAGCAAAACCUUUUUAUCAUGAGCUUCUCCAGUUAAUAAUGAGUGGCCCCAUCCUUGCUAUGGAGCUCUUAGGAGAUGAUGCAGUGAGUAAGUGGAGAGCAAUAGUGGGGCCAGCAAACCCUGUGACGACUGAGAGUGAUACUCUGGACAGCAUCUCAGAAAGCUUUGGACAUUGUGGCCUCAGAGAUGCAGCUCAUGGCCCAGAUUCAGUUGCUUCAGCUGCUAAAGAGCUGGAGUUGUUCUUUCCCUCCAGUGGAGGUCGUGGACCAGUCAGCAGUGCCAAAUUCACAAACUGUACUUGUUGCAUUAUUAAGCCUCAUGCUGUUAAUGAAGGGCUUUCUGGAAAGAUUAUAAAAGCCAUCCUCAAGGAAGGAUUUGAGAUCUCAGCUUUGCAGAUGUUCAACAUGGAGCGUCCAAAUGUGGAAGAAUUUUAUGAGAUUUACAAAGGCGUUGUCCCUGAAUACCUGGAGAUGAUUUCAGAAUUGUGUUCAGGCCCCUGCAUAGCAAUGGAGAUUAGACAAUUCGAUCCUUCAAAAGUGUUCAGAGACUUCUGUGGUCCUACUGACCCUGCAUUGGCCCGUCACCUCCGACCUGGAACUCUGCGUGCUGUCUUUGGGAAGGACAAGAUUCAGAAUGCUGUUCACUGCACAGACCUGCCUGAAGAUGGGCUUUUAGAGGUGCAGUACUUCUUCAAGAUUCUGGACAACUAACAGGCUCCAUCCUCACCCACUGCAACAGACACGCACACAGAACUGUGUGUUCAUUCAUUUAUUUGUCCAAUGUUUCAACCUGACUGAAAUACAAGAUCAACAAGAGCACUGUACUCCUGGCUAUUAUUACAUGUUAGAACAUAGAGUUUUGCACUUUAGACAACAUUUAACACCAUUCUAUGGGGUACUGCAUUGCUUUUAUAAAGUUUAAAAUAAAGAUUUAUUUUCAAACAUGUGACUUUGGUUUAUUUCAUACAUUACACUUUCUUGCAGAAAAAAUAAAAUUGUACAACUGCAUAAAUAUAAAAUUCUUCCACCAUGAAAAUGGCUAAAACAUUCAAUAAAGACAUUAGCACCACAGUGUGCGAUGCCUUCAGCAGGAAAAAAAAAAAAAGAAAAAGAAAAAGAUAAGAAAAUAUA
This is a messenger RNA of Passer montanus (Eurasian tree sparrow), 1805 nucleotides long. It is a transcript of the gene NME7, whose product is annotated as NME/NM23 family member 7. Gene Ontology annotation, molecular function: nucleoside diphosphate kinase activity; ATP binding. The record is from RefSeq and is a predicted model, not a curated record. NCBI's taxonomy places the organism in Eukaryota, Metazoa, Chordata, Aves, Passeriformes, Passeridae. Gene Ontology annotation, biological process: UTP biosynthetic process; CTP biosynthetic process; GTP biosynthetic process. Bases 363 to 1385 code for a protein of 340 amino acids. Gene Ontology annotation, cellular component: centrosome. The transcript is spliced from 12 exons.